GGUUGCCCGGUUUCAGGAUGGCGGCCUCCGCGAGGAAGCGGCCGAGAGUGACCAAGGAAGCAGCCGCAGAGUCCGAAGGCGGGCUGGACCCUCGUCGCGCGGGGAAGCGGCGACUGGUGGUGAUCCUGGAGGGGGCGUCGCUGGAGACGGUGAAGGUUGGGAAAACGUAUGAACUGUUGAACUGCGACAAGCAUAAAUCAGUGCUGCUACGGAACGGGCGGGACCCUGGAGCGGUUCGACCUGACAUCACCCAUCAAAGUCUCCUGAUGCUCAUGGACAGUCCUCUGAAUCGAGCCGGCCUUCUCCAGGUUUAUAUCCACACAGAGAAGAAUGUCCUAAUUGAAGUCAACCCUCAGACAAGAAUCCCUCGAACUUUCGAUCGUUUCUGUGGCCUUAUGGUUCAACUACUGCAUAAAUUCAGUGUCAGAGCGGCUGAUGGUCCUCAGAAGCUGUUAAAGGUGAUUAAAAAUCCAGUGACUGAUCACCUUCCCGUGGGCUGCAUGAAGAUAGGCACGUCUUUUUCUGUCCCUGCCGUGACAAAUGUUCGUGACCUGGUCCCUGCCACAGACCCUGUAGCCAUCGUUGUGGGAGCUUUUGCCCACGGCUCGGUGAGCGUGGACUACACGGAGAAGACCAUCUCAAUCAGCAACUAUCCGCUCUCGGCUGCCUUGACCUGCGCUAAGAUCACCACAUCUUUCGAGGAGAUGUGGGGAGUAGUGUGAAUUCCCUCACCUGGCUUUUGUGCCAUUGAAUUCAGUGCGCCAGCUCCAGGUGGUGGAAUUAAGUGUGUUGCAGGGUUGUACCUGUUGCAUUCCCCCCUCCCUGUGGGAGAGAUCAGAUAGUCUUGUAUGUUUUGUGGCAAAUAAACAUUUUAAGAUUGGGAGAAAUCCAACUUCUUGAGCAGCUGGAGGACUGUUUCAACGUUAAGCCUUGGCUGAUCUGAUCUUGGCUGGUGUGCAUUCC
Molecule: messenger RNA, 963 nt
Organism: Gekko japonicus
Lineage: Eukaryota; Metazoa; Chordata; Lepidosauria; Squamata; Gekkonidae
Gene: EMG1
Product: EMG1 N1-specific pseudouridine methyltransferase
Exons: 6
Coding region: 18-722 (234 amino acids)
Biological process (GO): rRNA base methylation
Cellular component (GO): nucleolus; small-subunit processome
Molecular function (GO): rRNA (pseudouridine) methyltransferase activity; rRNA binding
Source: RefSeq, a predicted model, not a curated record